UCAACAAUAGUAUGCUUAUUAAUUGAAACAAAUAACAAGAAGCCUGUCUCUGUGAAAACCAGAAGCCAUGGCCAAGAUUACUAAUGUAGUCAACACAGUGAGAGUCCUAACUUACAUUGUCCUGAGCUUGAGCUUUGUGUUGAUAGAAUCAGCACCUGAAGGUGCACUGGUCACACAGGUUCCUGGUUUCAAUGACACUUUUCCUUCCAAACACUAUUCUGGGUAUGUGACCAUAGAUGAAGCUCAUGGGAAGAAACUGUUUUAUUACUUUGUCCUCUCCGAAGCCAAUCCCUCCAAUGAUCCAGUCGUCCUCUGGCUCAAUGGUGGCCCUGGCUGCUCUAGCUUCGAUGGAUUCGUCUAUGAGCACGGACCAUUCAAUUUUGAAAUGGGAAAGACAAAGGGAAGCCUGCCCAAACUGCAUCUCAAUCCGUACAGCUGGUCCAAGGUUUCCAACAUUAUAUAUUUGGAUUCCCCGUCUGGCGUUGGAUUUUCUUACUCAGCAAAUGAAUCCGAUUACGUUACUGGAGACCUGAAAACUGCUUCUGAUUCACAUGAAUUUCUCCUCAAGUGGUUUGCGUUGUACCCGGAGUUCCUCUCCAACCCAUUUUUUAUUUCUGGAGAGUCAUAUGCAGGAGUAUAUGUGCCAACUCUGGCUUAUGAAGUAGCAAAAGGAAUUGAUGCUGGUGUAAAGCCCAUCCUCAACUUCAAGGGUUAUACGGUGGGAAAUGGAGUUACUGACGAUGAGUUUGAUGGCAAUGCUCUUGUUCCAUUUGCACACGGGAUGGGCCUCAUUUCAGAUGAACUAUUUGAGGAAGUUACUGCUGAAUGUAAAGGAAACUACUAUAAUCCUGCAAGCGCCGACUGUGAAAACAAGCUUGUGAAAGUUGACCAAAACAUCCAAGACCUUAACAUAUACAACAUUCUAGAUGAAUGCUAUCAUGGCAUGGAAGCUACGAAGACCACAACUGGUAAUACGAAGUUGCCAUUGAGCUUCAGGAAAUUAGGCGAGACUGAAAGACCCCUUCUUGUGAGGAAUAGAAUGUUUGGCCGUGCGUGGCCUCUUAGAGCUCCAGCAAGAGAUGGAAUUGUUCCAACUUGGCCACACCUUCUCAACAGUAAUAAUGUCCCAUGUAUCGAUGAUGAAGUUGCAACUUCAUGGCUCAACAAUGAAUCAGUUCGGAAAGCAAUUCAUGCUGAACAAGCAAGUGUGGCUGGCGGUUGGGAGUUAUGUACAGACAGAAUUCUAUUUAAUCAUGAUGCUGGAAGCAUGAUCAAGUAUCACAAGAACCUCACUGCCAAGGGAUAUCGGGCACUCAUUUAUAGUGGAGACCAUGACAUGUGUGUUCCAUACACCGGGAGUGAAGCAUGGACAAGAUCGGUUGGAUAUAAGAUUGUCGAUGAAUGGAGGCCUUGGGGAUCCAAUGGACAAGUUGCUGGAUACGUACAAGGAUAUGAGAAUAAUCUUGCCUUUCUCACCGUAAAGGGAUCUGGACAUACCGUCCCAGAGUACAAACCACGCGAAGCAUUGGAUUUUUAUAGCCGUUGGUUGGCGGGAAAAUCAAUAUAAAAGAAUCUUAAUGGAUUUUCUUUGAGAGAAGAGGGGUGGUAAUAUUAUUUGAUGUAUUUUAUUUUUCCAGGCUAUGGACUACAAAAUAGGGCAUAAUUGCUAAAUUAUAUUUAGUCAGAAUAGUCAAAAUUUAAUGAUUGAAUGAGGGAAUAAAUUAUAUUUAUUUUUCCAACCUAGUAUAGCAAUUUCCAUGUAUUA
Camellia sinensis is the source of this 1765-nucleotide messenger RNA. RefSeq names its product serine carboxypeptidase-like 20. The record is from RefSeq and is a predicted model, not a curated record. Gene Ontology annotation, biological process: secondary metabolic process; proteolysis. Gene Ontology annotation, molecular function: serine-type carboxypeptidase activity; acyltransferase activity, transferring groups other than amino-acyl groups. Lineage: Eukaryota; Viridiplantae; Streptophyta; Magnoliopsida; Ericales; Theaceae.